UCCCUGCUGAAGAGCUUUUGCAAGACUCCCGACGGCUUUAGAGUGGACUUCAGGUCAGGCAAGAUUCAGCCAGGUGAAACUUACGAGCAGUUCAGCAUUCAACUUGGCCGCUCGUUUGAACAGUGGUUAGAGGCUUCCAAUAUUGACUUCACCUACGCUUCUUUAAAGGACUUUAUGUUGCUAGAUCAGUUCAUCUCCUCUCUUCUCCCUGACCUUCGGACGUUUAUUAAGGAACGUGGAGCUGCUGGCGGCCGCUGGCAGUUAGCCGACGACUGGUCAUCGGCGCGCCACUCAUAUCCCAGGUCUCCCCAGUCGUCAUCUGCCAGCAAGAAGACACACAAGAAAGAUAAAGCUUCCUUCGACUCCGGUUCUCCUGCCGCCAAAGUUCCUGCCUUCACCCUGAAGUGCCAUCAAUGCGGGGAGGUAGGCCAUAUCCGCCCCAGGUGCCCUAAGAAUCCUCGCGCCUUCAAGGACGCGCCGUCCUCUUCAGUUAACAUAGGCUUCUGUUGGGAGGACAGGAAAGUUUCCAACUACUGUGUUGCGGGGACCAUCAACGGCGCCUGGACUUCUACAAUCAUCCGUGACGCCGGUUGUUCCAGCCUCAUCGUUUCCGAGGAGGCCUUGCCAGAUGUUGGAACAGACUGUGUCGCUUCUAGCCGGCCCGGCAAGGUCGGGACUCGGACGUUGGUGCUCCCUUCUGACUGCCGUCAAAUCGUGCUACAAGUAGCCCACGAGAGUCCCCUCGCCGGGUUCCCUGAAGCCAUUCCACUCAAGGAUGUGGACUCUGUUUCUGUUGCUGAGGCUCUUCUGUCUUCAUUUUCCAGGGUCGGAAUUCCCCGGGAAAUCCUGAGCGACAGAGUUCACCACACCGUUUCAUCCGAGUGGGAAAUGCCCAGCGACCGCACCGGCUUGUCGGCCCUCGAUCUCCUCUACGGGCGCACUGUGCGAGGGCCCUUGACUGUCCUGAAGGACUUAUGGGAAGACCGUGACCUGCAGGAGGAAGAACGGACGAGUCUGCAAUACGUCAUCGAGCUCAGGGAGAAACUGACCGAAUGUGCUCAGCUCGCCGCCCGGGAGGCUGACGGAAAUGCCCAGCGACCGCACCGGCUUGUCGGCCCUCGAUCUCUCUACGGGCGCACUGUGCAGGUGUUGGAACGACGAAACAAGGUGGACUACCUGGUUGAUGACCCGAGGGGGCCUAAGCUGUACCACGCCAACCUCCUAAAAAGGUACCAUCGCCGCGCUCAAGUAAACUUCGCGUAUGUCAAGGACGAUACUUCAGCGCCGGAUGAUGACUGUUCACCCACAGGACCUUUGGAAGCAGAGGACCCUGACGACCUUGUUCCCUGUCCUUUGGUCUGUUCCGUUCCUGAUUCCGCCCUCAACCCGGCGCUGGACAUCAACAAGUCCCUGGAGUGGAACCAGCGCUCAUCGUUAGAAGACGUACUUUCCACCUUUAAGGACGUAUUUUCAGAGACUCCAGGUUGCACCAACACCCUGCAACAUGACAUAAUUUUAACCACCACCAACAGAGUCCUCACGAAGAACUACCCUGUGCCGAUCCACCUCCGUCCUUACUUUGAGAAGGAAGUUAACAACCUCCUCCAACUAGGCAUCAUCCAGCAUGCUUCCUCUCAACACUGCUCUCCCGUGGUAAUGGUACGCAAGUCUGACGGGAGCUACCGAAUGGCCAUAGACUUCAGGCAACUUAACUCCGUUACUGUUUUUGAUGCUGAGCCCACCUGUUCCGUCGAAGGGGACUUGCACAAGUUUGCAGGAGCUACCUACUUUUCGGAGCUUGACUUGUGCAAGGCCUACUACCAGAUCCCCUUGACCGACCGUGCCAAGCCUCUCACUGCUUUUUCCACCCACCAAGGAUUGAUGGAGUUCUGUCGACUUCCCUUCGGUCUCGUCACCGCCUGCUCCACCUACAUCCGCCUCAUGAGGACUGUUCUCGCGGAUCUGCCUAACAUCUCCUUUUAUUUUGAUAACGUCUUCAUUUACUCGUCAGAUUGGCCCAGUCACCUAACAGCUCUAACAUCUGUCCUUGAGCGGCUUCGUCAUCACCGGCUGACGGCGAAACCAUCCAAGUGUCGGUUUGGCUUCCCUUCUAUCCAGUACUUGGGGUUUGUGAUUGACGUGGUGCACCUUCGCCCCAUGCGGGACAAGACUGAGGCCCUGAAGCAGAUCAGCCCUCCUACUACCAAGAAAAGUCUUCGCAGCUUCCUGGGGAUGGCUUCGUUCUACCGCUGUUUCAUCCCCAUGGCUGCCGAGCUCACGGGACCUCUCUCCGACCUUCCCCGGAAACCCCAACGUGAGCCGCUGCCGUGGACUGAAGACCUGUUAUCACGGUUCGAACAACUGAAGGACGCCUUGCCAUCGCAGCCAGUCCUACGAUUACCUAACCCCGCCUUGCCUUUUGUUCUUAGGACAGACGCCUCGAACUUCGGGUUGGGAGCUGUGCUGCUGCAGUACUACAAGGACACCCCCCAUCCAGUCUGGUAUGCCAGUCGGAAGCUGCUUGACCGGGAAAGGAGAUACGCCCCCAUCGAACGAGAAGCCCUUGCCAUUUUGUUCGGGAUCUCCAAGUUUGACUUCUACCUCAGAGGUAAAGAGUUCAUUUUAGAAACAGAUCAUAAACCUCUGGUAUAUCUCCACAAGUCCAAGUGCUCCAACGACAGACUGUUGAGGUGGGCCCUUCAGCUGCAGAACUACCCGUUCCGGUUGGUUCAUCUUGCCGGCCGAGACAACGUGGGCGCAGACUUUCUGAGUCGCUCCUUAGGAGGUGAACGUUAG
Eriocheir sinensis (Chinese mitten crab) is the source of this 2796-nucleotide messenger RNA. RefSeq lists its product as uncharacterized. The transcript has 7 exons. The annotation marks the transcript as partial. Gene Ontology annotation, molecular function: nucleic acid binding; zinc ion binding. Lineage: Eukaryota; Metazoa; Arthropoda; Malacostraca; Decapoda; Varunidae. The record is from RefSeq and is a predicted model, not a curated record.